AUGCGAUCAGCAGACACCCUUGUCCGCCAGGCACCUGUUGGAGAGUUUCUUGCGGAAACAAUGGGUGACAUUAUCAACCAGAGCGGAUGGGGAACUUUGAACAGAAGUUUAACCGAUCAGCACAAGUUCAGCAGUCUGGAAGACAUCGACGUGAGCGCCGACGGCAGCCUCGUCCUGCGGAUUAUCAUCUCGGUGGUUUACUCCGCGGUGUGCGCCGUGGGUCUGGUAGGGAACCUUUUGGUGUUUUUCCUCAUGAAGAUAAGACAAGGUCGAAAGAAAUCCAUCAUUAAUUUCUUCGUCAUCAAUUUAGCCGUCACAGACUUCCAGUUCGUGUUGACCUUGCCUUUCUGGGCUGUGGAUACCGCGUUGGAUUUCAGCUGGCCGUUCGGCAACGCCAUGUGCAAGAUCAUUUUAUCGGUGACCGUGAUGAACAUGUACGCCAGCGUCUUCUUCCUCACCGCGAUGAGCAUCACGCGCUACUGGUCCGUCGCGUCCGCUUUGAAGAUCCCUUCUCGAAAGAAGUCCGUGUCUGUGAAGUGGGUCUGCGCCGUGCUGUGGGUCUUGGCGACCGCGGCGACGGCCCCGACUUCUAUCUUCUCCACCGUGACCGUCGUGGCGGGUGAAAAACUCUGCCUCCUCAAGUUCCCAGACGGUCAGGAUUGGCUCGCUCUGUAUCACCUGCAGAAAAUUGUCAUCGCGUUUAUCUUGCCCAUGUUCAUUCUCUCGGUGUGUUAUCUGCUGCUGCUGAGGUUUGUGCGCAAGAGGGGCAUCGAUACCCGUCAGAGAAGACGGUCGAAAGUGGCGAAGUCAGUCACGGUGGUGGUCCUCUCUUUUUUCGUGUGUUGGAUGCCAAACCACGCGAUCACCCUCUGGGGCGUGCUGGUCAAACUGAACGCUGUGCACUGGGACAAAACGUACUACAUGGUGCACACGUAUGUUUUCCCCGUGACCGUUUGUCUCGCUCAUACUAACAGUUGUUUAAACCCGGUUUUGUAUUGUCUGAUGCGACGGGAGUUUAGGAAGAUGUUGCAUAGUUUCUUUUGGCGCGUGUCCUCGCCCGUGAUCUCGAACGCUGGAAAACUACACGGAUACAGUGGAGGCAGCAAUCAAAACCUGGAUGACGCACGCGCUGGGAUUCAUUUAAACGUGAUUGACGCACGACGCUCCCAGCAAUCCAGACGACCGACCUCGCACUGAUAACAUCCAGUGGACUUGUUUUUUUAGGUUUCCUGGUGAACCAAAGGGUUGCGACGAACGAUUGUAGCUGUUGUCGUCUGUGACCGUUUUAAAGGUGUUUUAUUUGUCCAUAUACGCAGUGAAUAUGUCCAAGUUAAACCCAAUGGUUAUUAAAAGAAAAGAAAAAGAAGAGAUAUGUAGAUAGGUUUUAUCCUCAAUUUGAAUUUGCCCUGCUAUGUAUUCGUAUUUCCGUUGUCACUUUUUGUGUGAUAGUAAACUCACAAUAUGUAUAUUUGAUAUGCAGAUGUGAAUGUGUAACAUGAAAUGUAAAUAUAUUCCGAUGCUUUCAAAGCUACGAUUUAUUGAUAUGAAUUGCAUACUAUUGCAUACAAGGGAUACUCCACUUAAAAUUAAAAUUCUCUACUC
Messenger RNA from Puntigrus tetrazona (Sumatra barb), 1602 nucleotides. RefSeq names its product relaxin family peptide receptor 3.3a2 (gene rxfp3.3a2). Gene Ontology annotation, molecular function: G protein-coupled receptor activity. The record is from RefSeq and is a predicted model, not a curated record. Lineage: Eukaryota; Metazoa; Chordata; Actinopteri; Cypriniformes; Cyprinidae. Gene Ontology annotation, biological process: G protein-coupled receptor signaling pathway; immune response. Gene Ontology annotation, cellular component: membrane.